This is a messenger RNA of Lactuca virosa, 348 nucleotides long. Lineage: Eukaryota; Viridiplantae; Streptophyta; Magnoliopsida; Asterales; Asteraceae. The record is from the annotation of a GenBank genome assembly.
AUGAGUAUGCCAUCAUUUGUUCGAACACCAGUUGUCUAUGAUCCAUCAUACUGGCAUUCAAAUGUGUAUGGACGUAUGCAAGUUUUUCCAAAUUAUAAACCUAAAGAAGGUGUUUACUCGAGCUAUGAUAAGGAUCAAAAGAUUCAAAACCCGUUAAUGAACUAUGAAGCUUACUUCCCAAAAGGGUCAUCAGCCAACAAGGCUAAUCAUGAUCAGGGUCUGAAGAGGUCUAAAAUGUUGUGGGAGAUGAAAAAUGGUGAAUUGCAGGUGUCAGGGAAGAAGAAGGCGUUUGGGAAGGUGCAAGUUAAUGGGCAUGGGCAUGGUUUAGAGGGGAAAUUGAGCUACUGA